Messenger RNA from Octodon degus (degu), 939 nucleotides. RefSeq names its product forkhead box I3 (gene Foxi3). The transcript is spliced from 2 exons. Gene Ontology annotation, molecular function: RNA polymerase II cis-regulatory region sequence-specific DNA binding; DNA-binding transcription factor activity, RNA polymerase II-specific. The annotation marks the transcript as partial. NCBI's taxonomy places the organism in Eukaryota, Metazoa, Chordata, Mammalia, Rodentia, Octodontidae. Gene Ontology annotation, biological process: cell differentiation; anatomical structure morphogenesis; regulation of transcription by RNA polymerase II. The record is from RefSeq and is a predicted model, not a curated record.
CCCACCUCGCCCGCCGCCGCGCCCGGGGCCGCCGGGGCUCCCGGGGAGCUGGGCUGGCUGUCGAUGGCCAGCCGCGAGGACCUCAUGAAGAUGGUGCGGCCGCCCUACUCGUAUUCGGCGCUCAUCGCGAUGGCCAUCCAGAGCGCGCCCGAGCGCAAGCUCACGCUCAGCCACAUCUACCAGUACGUGGCCGACAGCUUUCCCUUCUACCAGCGCAGCAAAGCCGGCUGGCAGAAUUCCAUCCGCCACAACCUGUCGCUCAACGACUGUUUUAAGAAGGUGCCCCGCGACGAGGACGACCCAGGAAAAGGCAACUAUUGGACUCUGGAUCCAAACUGUGAGAAAAUGUUUGACAACGGAAAUUUUCGUCGGAAGCGAAAGCGUCGCUCCGAAGCCAGCAGUGGCUCUUCAGCGGCAGGGGCAGGGGCAGGGGCAGGGGCAGGGGCCGCGGGGGCAUCAAAAUCAGAAGAAGGAUUGGGGGCCCGCGAGGGUGGAAAGCCGGAAGGAAACAGCCCCUCCUCCCUGCUGCGGCUCCCGCCCUCCCCCGAUCCCCCUGAGGACACCAAGAGUACUGCGUCCUCCCCGGGAUCCUCCCUGCUCAGCUCCGCGCCUUGCCUCAGCACCUUCUUCAGCAGCCUCAGCAGCCUGAGUGGCGGUGGCAGCGGGGGCGCCCAGCGUGCCUUCCCCAGCAGCCGCCACCUGGGCAUCCAGGGUGCCCAGCUGGCCCCCAGCAGCCCCUUCCCCUCCACCUCCGUCCCGGAGGCGGCCUCCGAUGCCUUGCAGCUGAGCAGCGGCACCAGCAGCAGCCAGCGACCUUCCUAUUACAGCGCUUUCCCCGCCAGCACCAGCGCAGGCCAGAGCAGCCCCUUCAGCAGCCCCUUCUACAACUUCAGCAUGGUCAACAGCCUCAUGUAUCCCCGGGAGGGCUCGGAGGUGUAG